Neopsephotus bourkii (Bourke's parrot) is the source of this 4344-nucleotide messenger RNA. RefSeq names its product phosphatidylinositol-4,5-bisphosphate 3-kinase catalytic subunit gamma (gene PIK3CG). The transcript is spliced from 11 exons. Lineage: Eukaryota; Metazoa; Chordata; Aves; Psittaciformes; Psittacidae. Gene Ontology annotation, molecular function: 1-phosphatidylinositol-4-phosphate 3-kinase activity; 1-phosphatidylinositol-3-kinase activity. Gene Ontology annotation, biological process: phosphatidylinositol-mediated signaling; phosphatidylinositol 3-kinase/protein kinase B signal transduction; cell migration. The coding region runs from base 921 to 4247 and encodes 1108 amino acids. Gene Ontology annotation, cellular component: plasma membrane; cytoplasm; phosphatidylinositol 3-kinase complex, class IA. The record is from RefSeq and is a predicted model, not a curated record.
AUUGCUGUUCAGAUGGUCAGUAUUUCACUGCAAGUGUCAUAAUGAAUAAGGAUACAAUUAGAGGUUUUUCUGUCUUAUCUUUCUGAUUUGUAUGGGUUUUCCCCAAUUGUUUUCCUGUGGGUUUUUUUUUUUUAUUUAGUAAAGGAACAUCUCUUCAGAUUGUAGUUAACCACAAGAAUUAGGGUUGGGAGUCCAUGGUUUAAAUACUUCCUGAAUUUUAUAUCAUAAUUUCAAGUGGAUUUGACCAUGUGUUUGUAAUUAUAAAUGGAGGAGUUAAAAAUACUAGGAGGAAGAUUGCCCUGCAGUUCUAUUGCUGAGGUGACCAUGCAAGAUCCUUGGCAGAUACUGUCUCCGUGUGACUUCAGUAUGGAGACUGGCUUAAAAAACUAAUGAAUUUAAGCUGGGAGUCCUCAAAGGACUAUCACCAUGGAAAUAAAAAUAAGGAAACAUUGCAGAUUUAGUUGUCUUUUUUCCUAGUAUUCCUAUUUACUCAUUAUAAAGUAUUUAGGCUCUCCAAAAUACAUUGGUUUUAAAAUGUUUUAUUUUGAUUCAUUAAAUUUAUUGCUGGGGUUAUUCUUAGUUGCAUUUAGAAGGCUUUAAGCAUAUCUUCUACACAUGUGUAUUAGAAUCAAAUUGAUGUGCUGUCAGUGUAUUUUUACUGUUGUAACAGGAAAACCAUUUUGACUUUUUUUAAAAUGAGCAAUCAUAUGUAUAAUCAACUUGGUUAAAACUUCCUUCCUGGUAAGUGCAGCACUUCCUUUGCAUCUGGAUAUGAGGGCGAGCAAGAAAAGCAGAACAGCUUAAACAAAGAACUUUUUGCAUAAAUGGUCUUCCUUUAAAAAAAUAGGAACUUCAGAUAUCAAACAAAUGAAUCGUCUUCAGCAAUUCAGCCUUUAUUUUACGAACAGAUUUCUUCUGGCAUGGAGUUGGAGGAUGAACUCCAUGAACAGCCUGUUGUUAUGAGAGAGGAAAACAAACGAAGGAGAAGAAGGAUGAAACCUCACUGUACAUCGAGUAAUUUAUCAUCAAUGGAGCUGAUAUCCAUUGAGUUCAUUCUACCUACAAGCAAUAAACAUACUAAAGUACCGGAAAUGAUGUUACUCGAAAUAGCUGCCAACUGUACGGUUGAGCAAAUGAAAGCACAGAUUUGGAUGCGUGCACUAGAGAUGAGUCAAACCACAGACUUCUACCACACAUUCACCCCGGAUCAGUUUAUUUUGCAGUAUCAGAAGAAAGGGCAAUGGUAUGAAAUUUAUGAUAAACAUCAAGUAUUACAGACACUGGACUGCAUACUGUACUGGAAAGUGUUACAGAAAAAGGUGGGCAAGAUCUAUGUUGUCCAGAAACAAAGCCCAUCAGAAGAAGUUCAGGAAUUUCAGCGGCAACUUAAUGAUUUAAUCGGUUAUGAUGUCACUGAUGUAAGCAACGUGCAUGACGAUGAACUAGAAUUUACCCGUCGUAGAUUAGUCACUCCAAGAAUGAUAGAGGUAGCCUGUAGAGACCCUAAAUUGUAUGCAAUGCACCCAUGGACUACAUCUAAGCCACUCCCAGAAUAUUUAUUAAAAAAGAUCACUAAUAAUAACAUUUUCAUAAUCAUACAUAGAGGAACAACUAGCCAAAAAGUUAAAGUGUCCAUAGAUGACACUCCAGAUAUGAUUCUCCACAGCUUUUUCACAAAAAUGGCAAAGAAAAAGUCUUUGAUGGACAUUCCUGAAGAUCAUAGUGAACUGGAUUUUGUUCUCAGGAUUUGUGGCAGAGAUGAGUACAUUACUGGAGAGACACCAAUCAAAGAUUUUCACUGGAUAAGGCAAUGCCUUAAGAAUGGGGAAGAAAUCCACCUUGUCUUAGACAAUCCCCCUGACCCGAGUGAGGAUGAGGUCCAAAAGGAAGAGUGGCCUUUGGUGGAUGACUGUACAGGUGUUACAGGGUAUCAUGAACAAUUAACAAUAGAUGGAAAAGAUCAUGAGCGAGUCUUUACUAUCUCUUUGUGGGACUGUAACAGGAAAUUUAGGGUGAAAAUAAUUGGCAUUGAUAUCCCAGUUUUACCCAGAAAUACUGAUCUCACUGUGUUUGUGGAAGCUAACAUUCAACACGGGCAGCAGCUCCUUUCACAGAGGAGGACUUCAUCAAAGCCUUUUACUGAGGAGGUUCUGUGGAAUAUUUGGUUGGAGUUUGAUAUCAAAAUCAAGGAUUUGCCUAAAGGGGCACUCCUGAAUCUUCAGAUAUACUGCGGUAAAGCACAGGGACUGUCCACGAAGACAAACCUUCAGUCACAUGAAUCCCCCAACUCUGAUCCGAAGUGCAAAACUCAGCUUCUUUAUUAUGUAAAUCUUUUGCUAAUAGAUCACCGUUUCUUGCUACGAAGUGGGGAAUAUGUGCUCCACAUGUGGAAAAUUCCAGGCAAGGGGGAAGAACAAGGAAGUAUCAAUGCAGACAAACUCACAUCAGCAACUAACCCAGAUAAAGAAAACUCAAUGGCUAUCUCUAUUGUGCUGGAUAAAUAUUGUCACCCAAUUGCCUUGCCCAAGCACAGGAUAACAUCAGACCCCCAAGGGGACAGGACACGAGCUGAAAUGCCCAACCAGCUUCGCAAGCAACUUGAAGAGAUCAUAGCAACUGACCCACUUAAUCCACUUUCUCCUGAGGACAAAGAACUGUUGUGGCACUUCAGAUAUGAAAGCAUAAAGCACCCUAAGGCAUAUCCUAAGCUGCUUAGCUCUGUGAAAUGGGGACAACAAGAAAUAGUGGCCAAAACAUACCAGUUGCUAGCUAAAAAGGAGGUUUGGGAUCAAAGCACUUUAGAUGUUGGACUCACAAUGCAACUUCUGGACUGUAACUUUUCAGAUGAAAAUGUCCGAGCAAUGGCAGUUCAAAAACUGGAAAGUUUGGAAGAUGAUGAUGUUCUUCAUUAUCUUCUGCAGCUUGUGCAGGCAGUGAAAUUUGAGCCAUAUCAUGACAGCGCAUUAGCCAGAUUUCUGCUAAAACGUGGUUUGAGAAACAAAAGAAUUGGUCACUUCUUGUUUUGGUUCUUAAGAAGCGAGAUUGCUCAGUCCAUGCAUUACCAGCAGAGGUUUGCGGUCAUCCUAGAAGCCUAUCUUAGGGGCUGUGGAAAAGCAAUGCUACAUGAUUUCAUGAAGCAGGUUCAAGUAAUCGAAUUGCUCCAUAAAGUCACAAUGGAGAUAAAAUCAGUUUCUGCCGAAAAAUAUGAUGUCACUUCUCAAGUUAUUGUACAGCUGAGACAAAAACUUGAAAAGCUACAGAGCAGCAAACUUCCAGAAAGUUUUAGGGUUCCAUAUGAUCCUGGUCUAAGAGCAGGAGCGUUGGUGAUAGAAAAAUGUAAAGUAAUGGCAUCUAAGAAGAAGCCCCUCUGGCUUGAAUUUAAAUGUGCAGAUCCAACAGCUUUAUCAAAUGAAACCAUAGGCAUAAUCUUUAAACAUGGAGAUGACCUCCGUCAGGAUAUGCUGAUUUUACAGAUUCUUAGAAUUAUGGAAUCCAUUUGGGAAGCAGAAUCCUUGGACCUCUGUUUGUUACCGUAUGGCUGUAUUUCUACAGGGAACAAAAUAGGAAUGAUUGAAAUUGUGAAAGAUGCUACAACAAUUGCCAAAAUCCAACAGAGUACAGUUGGCAACACUGGUGCAUUUAAGGAUGAAAUACUAAACCAGUGGCUCAAGGAAAGAUGCAUGAUUGAAGAGAAGUUUCAGGCAGCUGUGGAAAGAUUUGUUUAUUCUUGUGCUGGAUACUGUGUGGCAACCUUUGUACUUGGAAUAGGAGACAGGCACAAUGACAACAUCAUGAUUACAGAAACAGGUAACCUUUUCCAUAUUGAUUUUGGCCAUAUUCUUGGGAAUUAUAAAAGCUUCCUUGGAAUUAAUAAGGAAAGAGUUCCUUUUGUGCUGACUCCAGAUUUUCUGUUUGUCAUGGGGACUUCCGGAAAGAAGACAAGUCUCCAUUUCCAUAAAUUUCAGGAUGUAUGUGUGAAGGCUUAUUUAGCUCUUCGACACCACACAAACCUGCUGAUCAUCCUGUUCUCCAUGAUGCUAAUGACUGGAAUGCCCCAGUUAACCAGUAAAGAGGAUAUUGAAUAUAUCCGGGAUGCACUGACAGUAGGGAAAAGCGAAGAAGAUGCCAAAAAGCAUUUUCUUGAUCAGAUAGAGGUUUGCAGAGAUAAGGGCUGGACUGUGCAAUUUAACUGGUUUUUACAUCUUGUGCUGGGAAUCAAACAAGGAGUAGAAAAGCAUUCUGCUUAAUGUUUUAUGUAAAUGACGUGUGGGUGUGAAUAGGAGGUUAGUGAAACUACGUGUUAUUUAUGAAUUCAGAAUAAAUGAGCAGUCAAAAUUGCCUUUA